AUGGCCAUCGUUUCGCAGACCACCGAGGUAGUGGUGGCCACGAUCGCCAGCACUGGGGCGGCGAACGCCCUCCUCACGCCGCUGCACAGGUGGUCCUCCUCGAGGAAGCGCGUCGCGGAGGCGGUGGAGGCGGCCGCGGCGGCAAAGAGACGCAGGCAGCAACAGCAGCGGGCACUCUUCGAGCAACAACAACAAGAGGAGGACGGCACCACAACCACUAACCCGUGGGUAGCGCUCCUCAGGGCCGCGCUGCCGCAACCCGUCAAAAAGACAUACCGCACCGUCGCCGCUGUGCCCGGGCAGCUCGCCAAGAGCGGCGAGCAGGCAGCGGCAAGCCUCUCGGCGGCGAAGGACAACCUGGCGGCCGCGGCGGAGGUGGUAGCGGCGGCGCCGGGCCGCGCGCGCGGCGCGGCAACGCAGGCCCUAGAGACGACCAGAGCGGCCCGGGAGGCGAUCACGGAGGCGCCCGGCCGCGUGGAGGAGUUGGUGAAGGCGACGCAGGAGCUGCCGGGGCGGUUGCGGCAGGCGGUCGGGGAGGGCGCCGAGGCGGUGGCGGCGCUGGAGGAGGCCGGCAGGAAGGCCGCGGAGGCCGCGGAAACGCUGCCGAGCAGGCUGCCUGGUUUGAUUGAAACCACGACGGACGACGCACUAGUGCUAGCGGGCGAUUUGGCCGAGGGAACCGCCUUGGGGCUGGACGCCGCAGGCACGGCGCUCUGGGAGGUGACGAAAGAGCUGGGCGGCUGGGCGGCGGACUCCGUGCUUCGACCGGUCCUAACCCCCGUCCACGAGUACCGCACCUCCACCAGGCGCGUGCAGGACGCGCUGGACGAAGAGCGGGUUGUUGCUCUGAAUGCGGCCGGCAAAAAACGCUCCCUCUCUUCCGCGGAAGAAGCCAACGUUGGCGGCCCGGAAGCAGCGACGACUGCGAUUUUAUUGCCGCCGCCAGCGACAGCAUCAGAGACGGCCCCACCACCCUCUCUGGGAGAGGUAGGCAGCGCCGCGGGGGAACAGAGCACCGCGUCUGACGGCAGCAGCAGCAGCAGCGACCGUCGCACGCCCGUGUCGAGGCUGGCCGGACUCCGAGGAAGGUUUUCCUCGUGGCGCCGCAGGAAGAGGUCGAUUGUCGCGGUGGCGGUAGCGUUCGAUGAAGAUGGUGAUAACACGGCGGGCAGCAGCCAAGGCAGCAACGCGACGACUGGAACAAGGGAAGCGGUGCUCGACCCAACUCCCACGGUGUCAGAGACGGUGCUUGCGCGAGUAGAAUCGCGGGGCCGGGCUGCGCCGGUUGCGGGCUUGGAAAUUGCGGCGGGGCGAUCGGAUGCGGCGGCGGCGGCGGCGGCGGCGAAGAAGAGCGGAGAGGAAGCCAUGGCGACGUCGACGGCACCGGUGCGAACGGUGACGGAUCCACCCGAUACCGGCGGCGUCGGCGUCGGCGGGCGGCAGCAGCCCACCCUGGAGGAGAGCUCAACACAGUCGUCGGUCGGUGGAGCUACUGCUGCUGUGGCGCCCUCCAAAGAGGCCGCGCCUCAGUCCGAACCUGGCGCCCCCGCUUCAGCACCAGCGUUGGAGGACGAAAAGCUCACUCGCCCUCCAUUGGCUGAGGACGGCGGACCGGUCUCCUUGGAGCCACGCCCCGUUGCCGACACCGGUCCCCUCGAACAGGUGGAGGAGGAGCCGGAGGGUGGUGCUGAUAGGCGUGCUGCUGGUGGAGGAAUUUCCACUGCGAUCGCUUCGGGGACCCUUGGCCUGAAGCCCGAAGGGAGUGCAACGGCGGCGGCGGCCGUGUUGGCAGACGACGGUUUGAUGCGAGCGGGGGUCGUUGCGGGUGCCUCUGCUGGGCGGGCGCGGGGGGACCCCAAACAAAUGGGCGAUGACAACGGUUCGGGUCAUAAGGCCGGUGAACAAGACCCUCCGGCAAUCGAAGGAACGGCGACCCCGUCUGGGUUGUCUCGAACCUCCGCCUCUACCGCCGUGGUUGCUCCUCCUCCUCCCUCGGUAGGCACGGGAGCGGCAGCGACGGCGACCAAGUUGGCGGCGUCGUCUUCUACCGCCGCCUCGCCAGCAGCAGGUCUCACAAGCGACGCCGCCGCCGAGGCGUUGGCUGCCGAAGAAGCCACCGCCACUUCCGAAGCAGACCUUGACGCCGCUCCCUCCUCCGCACCCACUGCCACUGCCGGACCCACGCCACUCCCGAGGGCGCGAUCGACUCCUCGAGAGUCAGGCUCAGACUUGCCCAACACUGCUCCCCCGCAAGCAGUAAGCGGAGCGGGCCAAGAAGACAGAGAGGGCCGGGGCAGCGGCGUCGCGAAGCGAAACGAUAAGCCGAGAGCGGAUGCAGCAACCGGCGACGAGAGUCGGGAAAACGCACCGUCGGUGGGGCCGACGGCUUCGGCCUUGAAGACUAGCCCUGAACAACAACCACCGUCCAAAGCCGAUACUAACCCUGCGGCGGCGGCGGCGGCGGCGGGGGGGGGGGGGGGAGCGGGAGAAGCCGGCCAGGCCGCUGACCGGGAGGGUUCGAACGGUAGCAGCGGCGCGUGGGGUGUGCAACCCGCGGUGGAGUUCCUCAAGGGCUGGGUUGAAGCCGCGGUCCCGCGGAAGAAGGAGGAGCUGAAGCGGAGAGAGGACGCCGUCUGCUGGGAGCGACAAUGGUAUCCCGUGGCCUUCGCGUCCGACCUCCGACGGCUGCGGCGGCGGCGGCGGCGAUGGCGCGGCGGCGACGGAAGGAGUGUCCGUUUCGAGAUGCUAGGCCGAGAGUACGAGCUACUGCCGCCUGACGGGGUCGCCGACAAGCCGACAAGCCUCGAAACUAGGGCGUGGAGAUGCCGGUCGAUUGUCGCCCCCGACGACGGCCCUGACGAAGAGAAGCCGUCGAGGAGCUCGACCGUGGCAGCGGCGGAGGAGGUGCCCGUGAGAGAGUCCUCUGGGUUACUGUGGGCCUGGCCAGACACAUCGCCCAAAGGCCUCGAAGCGGCGGCUCUGGCGAGCCCCGCAUCCUCUGCUGCCGGUUUGGACGACGACUGCUGUGGCGGCGGUGGCGAGACGGCGAGUCCGUGGCGGCGACUGCUGCUGCGGCGCCACACCGCAGCCGAGGGCGGCUACGGCGACGGUGCUGGGGUCGAAGAAAAGAAAGGCGGCAGCGGCGGCCUGCGGCGGCGGCGAUGGCGACGGCGACGGCUGGAGGUUGUCGUUGUCGAGCACGACGUCCCCUGCGGGUACUCGGAAGCAGUCGGUGGGCUCCUUGACCCCGCCCACGGGGAGGCGGUGAUGGCGGCGGCAGCCGGGGGGGGCGACGGUCGGGAGGAGGCGGCGGCUUGGGUACUGGCGGCAGCUUCGAGCCUCUCGAGUGUCGCCGACAGCAGCAGCAGCAGCGCUGGAGUGUUCCGAGCCGCGUCCGGUUCACCGCGGGGACAGGGGGAGGUGGUGUUCGCACCUCCGACAUUUGUGGGGUGGCGCUUCGAGCCCACGCCGCCGCCGCCGCCGCCGCCGACAGCAGCGGCAGAAGCAGCGGCGCGAAGCGAAGAGGCUUCAACCCCGGCAUCUGCCGAUCGAGACCAACCCUCUCCUCCACCAGUCCCCGAUGGCGAAUCGCCAGAGGUGAUCAAGGAGAAGGAGGCGGCGUGGAACGCACCCCCACGAGGUCGUUGGCUGCGUAGACGGCUAUCCGGGGGGCUAGGAGCGGAGGAGAGACGACCGGGGGUGGGGGGGGGGGGGAGGGGGUCCGUGCGCUACGUGGUUGUGCUGUUGCCCGUUGGCCCCGAGCGCACGAAGGUGUUCGCUAGGCUCGAAGUGGCGCCCCCAGGACGACGACUGCUAGACGGCCUCUCCCUCGGGUCUCGGCGAGGUCGACGUGGGACUCUGGCCAAGGCAAUCGACGAUGCCGCAGCUGCUGCUGUGCGACGUAGCGCGGCCGGCGACCAAGCACAAGCCGACGCCGGCCGUGGUGCGAAAAGUUCCACCACGCACGGGGGGGGUGAGAGCGGCGAAAGCGUAAGCGGCAGAAGCAGCAGUGGUGGGAAGGGAGGAGCCCGGCUGACGUCUCCGGCGGUGGAAGAGUGGGUGCGGGGCGCCGGCAACGGUGGGCCCUUUUAAUAAAAGAGGACGCUUUUCGCGGCGUUUUUCUGUCGCGAGCCCUAUCCUACCAUGAAGUAAUAUAUUGAUUGCCUUGCUACAUGCCUGUUUUAUGUGUACUGCUAUUAGAGUUUUACUUCGACCGGACGUCUGUCUCUGAGCAGCCCAGUAGCGGGGCGACACACGUUGAUGUGUUCCUUGAUAUUCGGGGCCAGCCGUUGGUUUUCUUGUUUUUUGUUGGUGCUGUAGUGGGCGGUGCUCACCCCUGUGUCGAAAGCUAGCGUGAAGCGAGCUUCGGUAGGAAAGACACUCUACAAGGAGGCGGAGAUGUGGCCGUGGCGUUUUUUUCAAGAGAGGUGAUUUGUCUGGACCGGCAUGUACCGACGACGAUGCAUAGUUACACCGGAGGUACGUAUGAGUGCAAGUGCAAGGAAUCGCGCCAGAAAGGGCAAGCGUUCGGAACGUUUCUGAGUGCAGCAAUAUAUAUAUUAUAUAACUACUGUAGGCGAAGUGAUAUGUACAAGUAAAGCAUGUUCAUGUAUGUGUGUAAAACAAGCAAAUAAUAAAGUACGUGAGUCGGUCGAGCCGGGCAAGGCACCAAUCUACGAACCUUAAGGUUUAGAUAUUGACAAUUCAGCCGGGGUCACAUG
This is a messenger RNA of Ectocarpus siliculosus, 4721 nucleotides long. NCBI's taxonomy places the organism in Eukaryota, Phaeophyceae, Ectocarpales, Ectocarpaceae. The record is from the annotation of a GenBank genome assembly.